UCUCUUUUCUCUACCCAGCAUAUAAGUAAUUGAUGACAAUGAAAAUGAAAACCCACUGAGAGAAGAGAGAACAGAGCAAAAUUCAAUGCACGAACUUGAGAGUCCAUAGAUCAACAACACACACGUCAAUGGCAGAGCAGCUCAACGUUGAUCGCAUGGCUUGCAUGCGAGUGUCAAUCGAUUCUUGUUCUCGCUGAUGGAGCAAGAUCACACACAGACAAAUCAAGAAGAAGAAGUAAAAAAAAAGUCAGCCAUGGAAGCUAAAGAAAUUAGGAGACUUUUCCAUUCUCUGAGUUUCGGGCAACAUUUCUCAUCAUUGAGUUUAAUUCUUAAGAUGAUUUACUUUUUAUGAUUCUCUAUCUUAAGUUCUGAAUCCGUGAUUUGCAGUGGAAUUUAUCGAAUUUGGUCAUUAUGCUGAGGAAUAGAUAUAGAGCAGUGACGAGAAAGCAAGCUCUAACGGCGGACCAGAGCUCUCUAGCUUCUCUCCCCCCAAAUCACACCAUACCCAUUUCUUCUUUCUUUGGUUCCCCAAGAUUUUUCAAUGGGUUUCAAGCAAUGGGUCACUCUGAAACUGAAACAAUGAGUCCUAUUCCUAAUUCAAUUUCUGACAUCAAACCAUUCUCCCCUGUUGGCAACCAAUUCCCCAAAAAUUUCUCAGGAAACAAACACUCCUGGGAAAAUUUAAACCCGAAAGGCAUUGGUCUUGCUAUUGUUCACUCACUGGAUGAUGAUAUGACUGAGAGAAAAUUUUCUCAACCCAAUAACAGAAUGGUCUUGUUUGGAUCAAAACUCAAGAUUCAAAUUCCUCAACUUCCAACCUCUGCCUUUUCUCCCUCUGAAUCACCCAAAUCUCCAGCCGAUUUCGGAAUCAAAACCCGGACUUCACAAUUCAUUUGUUCUUCAUCCCCAUUUGGGUCUGUGAAUUCUGGCAAUCAGAGAGAGGACUCUGCUCAGGCUUUCCCUGAUUUUCUUUCUGCUAGUGAUAUGGAGCUUUCUGAGGACUAUACGUGUGUGAUCUCUCAUGGGCCUAAUCCGAAAACAACCCAUAUAUAUGAUAACUGCAUUGUGGAGAGUUGUUGUGGUGUUGUUGGAUUGUCUGAAUUGAAAAAGAACUGUUCUUCGUAUGUAAAGUCGAACUCUCCAUCGGAGAGCUUCCUCAGCUUGUGCUACACUUGCAGGAAGAAUCUUGAACAGGGCAAGGACAUUUACAUGUACAGAGGUGAGAAGGCCUUUUGCAGCCAUGAAUGCCGCUGCCAAGAAAUGCUUUUUGAUGGAGUGGAGAAUCCGGAAUUGGAUUGAUGCUUUUUUAAAAAGGACUUGUUCUUGAUUCUCUUUGCCUCUUCCUUUUCUUGCUUCAGAGCUCUACAAGAAUUCAGCAAUGUAGAAUUUCAAUUUUUCAUUGCUUUGAUCAGUGGAGGAUGACUUUUUAUUCUAGGGACCAAACAUUGUUUCAUCAAUAUGGGUGUUGUUCCUUCUUCUUCUUGUUCUUCGUUAUUUUCUUUUUUCGUUUUAAUUUUCAAUUCAUUUUUUUUUUUUCCUUUCUUUUGGGUUAUAGAUUCUUGUUCUUCUUUCUUAACCUCUGCCUGGAUAUGGAGAUAAGUGAGGUUUGUAGUGCAGAUGUUAUUUUGAUGGUUUGAUUGACUAAUUUGAUUGCUUGUCA
Molecule: messenger RNA, 1660 nt
Organism: Camellia sinensis
Lineage: Eukaryota; Viridiplantae; Streptophyta; Magnoliopsida; Ericales; Theaceae
Product: FCS-Like Zinc finger 8
Source: RefSeq, a predicted model, not a curated record